CAUAAACCACAUGCUGCUCCGCCGCUAUAAAGGGGAGCGCGGCGGCGGCGGCGGCUCAGCCCGGCCCCGCUCGGCCCCGCCGCCGCCUCGCCCGCACCGCCCGGCCCCGCCGCAGCUCCCGGCCCCACGGCAGCCCCCAUGCCCCGCCUCGGAGCCAAGGUGUGCCUGCUCCGCUGCACCCUGCUGUCGUCCCUCCUCCUCCUCCUGCUCUGCAGCAUCCAUGAGACGGAGCAGAACAGCUACUGCCAGCAGAUCAUCACGGAGAAGCACCUGGCCGAGCUGGAGGAGCUGGCUGACACCCAGAUGCAGCACCCGGGCAGGGUCUCCUUCAAGUUCAUUGAUAAGAUGCAGCUGAACGACUCCAUCUGCUACGUGAAAGCCGCUUUUCCUCUGCUGGGCAAGAUCCUGGAGCGAACGGAGUUCAAGGAGAACUCGUCCAAUGCCAAGAAGAUGCAGAUGGUGCGCAGGAUGUACAACCGCAUCGAUGAGAACGUCGACCCCUGCAUCAGGGAGGAGGAUGAUGAGGAGAGGAAGCUCUCGCAAAUGUGCUUUGAAGAGUUCACCACCUCCCCGUACGAGAUGCUGGUGCUGGUGAAACAGUUCUUCCAGGACAUCAACCAGCUGCUGCAGAACCAGGAGACCUUCGAGAAGGACUGCAGCCAGGUCUACCGCCAGUCCUGCCCGGGGCCCAGGGCCGGAGCCUCCCCAGGUGUGGGGACAGAUCCUGACUGCAAUUGCCUGUCCCCUGCCCUCCCUUCCGCCACCCAGCCCUCCCUCCCUGCUGCCACCCACACCAGUGGGGAGGUGACACCCGCUAGCACCCGGGUCCCUUACAGCCUCCAUGCCACCCUCGCUGAUUUAGACGCCCCGUCUCAGCCCCCCAGUAGCAUGGACGGCGGCUCAGGGACCGGGGAGGUCCCGAGUGCCGGCGUAGGUGACAUCACGUCGGUGCUGUCCCCCGCCACGCAGCAGACGGCUCCAGCCGACAGCGCCGAAACCCUCCUGGAUCCGUCGGGGACCCUAAACCAGGCGGCGGUGGACGUCCCCAUCCUGCGUGGGGAUGGAGAACUGGUGCAGGGGGACAGCGACAUGGUGGCCGGCCACCCGCCAGCCCAGCAGCAGGGACCUUCCAUCCUCUCGGCUCGUCCCGGCGGGCUCAGGACCAUGGCGCCAGCAGCGUCCCCCAGCGCCGGGGGAGCCAGGAUCAGUCCCGCCAAGGCCACCCAGCCCGUCACGCUGCUCCGCUUCUCCAGGAUGGCCCCGGGGCUAUGGGAUCGAGUGGCGGGUGGCCCCGGGGACGACAACAGGGCGAGGGCACGAGGCUGGGGGCUGAGCCGGCUGCGGGAGCCCCAGGACGGGGGAGCCAGCCCCAGCUUUGACUCUGGCUUUGUUCUGGGCGCAGAGCAGCGCAGGAAGGAGCCGCUGGCCAGGGAGGGCCGCCAGGAGCCCCUGGUUUACAUCACGGUGGCCAGCGUGGUGGCCGUCUUGCUGGCCAUGGGAGGGCUGCUCUUCUACAAGUAUAAAUCCAGGGUUCUGCAGCGGCCGCUGGAGGACGGGGGCUGCGACCCUGAGGAGCCGGAGCGGAGGGCGCUGCGGGGAGCGGCGGGGAGUCCAGAGCUGGAGACUCAGGACCUCUGAGGGCCCCAGGCGGGAUGUGAAGCUGCUCGGGGGGACGGAUCCGGAUGCUCCUCGCUGUGGGAUGGAGGGUCGGCACACGCCGGCCCCCCCGCGGUCCUGCCAUGAUGCUGAUCCUCCCCCCUCCCGCACCGGUGACCAGAAACUUCAAAACAAACCAUCCCGAGGAUGGGGGGAUGCGCCCCGAGUGGGACCCCCGGGAAGCCAAGGGCUGGACGGCGUCGGGCUGUCACCAAAGGGCUUUGCUGGGACAGUGGCUGAGGUGACACCGUGGUGACGAGCAGGAUGAUGGAGACGCUGGAUGUGGGGCGAUGGAUCCUGCCGGGACACGGACCAGCUCCCCAACCCCCCCGGCUCUUCUCCCACCCCAGCACGGGGGGGUUUGGAGCAGCACCCAUUGCCCCCCACACCCCCUGCAUCACCCCAGGCUUCAGCCAGAGAGCAUCCCCAAGGCCGGGGGGUCAUUCGCUGGGCCUCCCGCCCCAACAGCCUCAUCUUGCAACUUCAACCCUCACACUGUGAAUAUUUAAAGCCCCCUAGUCCCUGCAUGGGACCAGACUUUGGGGGGUGACACCUGGCACCGUCCUUGUCCCCAUCGUGGCUCCGCUCCCGCGCCCGAGCUGGCCUCGGCUCGCCGGCGUGCCGUUAGCGUUUUACUUUUAAAAUAGCGGAUGAAAGUCUUUAUCCUGCAGAAAUACGUCCUGGGGGGCCCGUCCCACCCCCUCGCAGGGUUUGCUGCGAGCUGGCCUCGCCUGCGACUGGAUUUUAGUGUUGUGUUUUGGGUGACUGCGCUUUAGAGAAGGGAAACGGGGCCGGGGGACAACGUGGGUGUAAGAGAUGGAGAUACCCCGCUGGGGACCGGGGCGGCUUUUUGGCUCAGCCCCCACCCCGGCUUGGGGAAGAGCCGAGUUUGGGAUGCACAAGACCCCAAACCAUGGGCUGGGGUCACAUCCUGCCCCCCCUCCCCACCCCGGUCCUGAAUGUGAAGCGUGGCCUGCGCUGCUCUUGGGUUUUUGAAGUAUUAUUAUUUUUAUACGAUAGAAGAAAAUGUGGGCGAACCAAACUGUUUUUAAAGAAAGCAUUACUAUUGAUUUUUGUUUUUAAUAGGUGUAUUUAUGACUGCCAAAGGGAGGGGGGUCUGGUGCCGGGGGCUGGUGUAAAUCAGGGGGUCCAGGGCCAAACUCACUGGUGUAAACUGAUUUUUCACCACGAAGGAGACGCCGGCCCCGCUCCCGGGGGACAGAACUUGCCUUUAAGCUGUGUCGGAUUUAUUUUGCCUAUGUUCUUUUGUUUUUUUUAUACAGUGAAAUGUUGAAAUAUUUUAUACAAAGUCAUUUAAAGAAGUCUAUUUAAAGAAAAUAAUAAAAAAAACAGCCUGUAUAUUUAAUAUUAUUAAUAAAUGGAGAUGUGUG
This is a messenger RNA of Columba livia (rock pigeon), 3047 nucleotides long. RefSeq names its product colony stimulating factor 1 (gene CSF1). Gene Ontology annotation, cellular component: membrane. Gene Ontology annotation, molecular function: growth factor activity; cytokine activity. The transcript has 9 exons. Lineage: Eukaryota; Metazoa; Chordata; Aves; Columbiformes; Columbidae. The record is from RefSeq and is a predicted model, not a curated record. Gene Ontology annotation, biological process: osteoclast differentiation; positive regulation of macrophage differentiation. The coding region runs from base 139 to 1638 and encodes 499 amino acids.